Molecule: messenger RNA, 1676 nt
Organism: Archocentrus centrarchus (flier cichlid)
Lineage: Eukaryota; Metazoa; Chordata; Actinopteri; Cichliformes; Cichlidae
Exons: 2
Coding region: 131-1129 (332 amino acids)
Biological process (GO): DNA integration
Molecular function (GO): nucleic acid binding
Source: RefSeq, a predicted model, not a curated record
UGGAGCAGAACGGUUGUUUGCAGAGCUACGUCGCAAAUAUUGGAUUCUGCAGGGUCGCGAAGCAGUCAAGCGGCAUCAGCGUUCCUGCCCUGACUGUCAGAGGUGGAGAGCUAAUCCAUCUGUGCCAAGAAUGGCCGACCUGCCACCGGCGAGACUGCGGCUAAUGAAACCCCCCUUCUUCUCCACAGGUGUGGACUGUUUUGGGCCCUUGACAGUGCAGGUGGGCCGUCGUCAUGAGAAAAGAUGGGGCAUUCUGUUUAAGUGCCUAACAACACGAGCCGUGCACUUAGAUGUCCUGUCUGGACUCGACACCGACUCCUUCCUUAUGGCUCUUCGCAGAUUCAUUGCCCGAAGAGGAAAACCGGCUGAGCUCUUGUCGGACCAGGGGACAAAUUUUCGCGGAGGGGAACGAGAGCUGAAAGAUGCUUUCAAGGCAAUGCACCCCACCCUCCAGGAUCAUCUGGCCAAAUACCAGAUCCAGUUCCAGUUCAACCCACCAAAUGCACCACACUUCGGGGGCAUAUGGGAAAGAGAAGUAAGGUCGGUGAAGGCUGCCUUGUACGCCACCAUCCGGCCUCAGCCUAUCCCAGAGGAAGUCCUCCGGACAGUGCUAAUUGAGAUUGAGGGGAUUUUAAACUCCAAACCUCUCGGCUAUGUCUCCACAGAUGUGGCUGAUGUGGAUCCUGUGACCCCCAAUCUCCUCCUCAUGGGGCGGCCGGACCCAUCACUGCCACAGGCAGUCUACACUGACACAGAAAUGCUUAGCCGCCGCCGCUGGAGACACACCCAGGUGUUGGCAGACCAGUUCUGGACCCAUUUCAUCCGCCACUACCUUUCUACUCUUCAGCCACGCUCCAAGUGGCACAAAGAUACCUCCCAACUGAAACUAGGAACCAUCGUGAUGGUAGUGGAUCCCCAGCUCCCUCGGGCCCUGUGGCCACUUGGCCGGGUCACAGAGGUCAUCCCAGGGACAGAUGGAAGAGUCAGGACAGCUGUGGUCCAGGUCAAGGACAAGACCUAUACGAGGCCUGUGGCGCGCCUCAUCGCCCUCCCAGACAUCCCAGACAUGGACCCGAUCAGCCCUUUGUCAAGUGACAAAUUUGAUAGUACAAAUUUGGGGCGGCUGUAACAAAGGGCUGAUCCUAGAUCAGCCUUCAAUUGCACCGGAACCCAGCUGAUGAGGGAGCGCUGCGCUGCGCAGCAUUGUGUGAGCUGUAGCAUUGUCGGGAGGAGAAGAAGAGUGGCUGGAGAGUGCUAGUAUUGUGAUCGCUAUUGUUUGGACCUGUGUGAUUGUAGGUAGUUUCUGGCUUGACAUUAAUCCCUGUGUGCGUUCAAUAACAAGUGAGUAUUCGUCCAAGUACUCUGUGUAGCUGUAGUAAGUGUUCGCAUUUGUAAUUAGUUAAUAAUCGCCUUAUCGCGGCUGCAUUUUUUACCGCGAGUGCAACGUAGUUUGUGUAAUGGCGGACCUAGCUGUCCAGAUAGCGAUCACAAGUCAUGUGAAUAUUUGUAUAUUUAACCACACACAUACCCACACACUCAUAGCAAAUAUCCUGUUGUAUCAUUCCAUCAAUCCCACAAUAAAUCUUCAGUGACAAAGCUCUGGACUGUGCAUUCUAAUCGAUGCCCCUCAGUGGCCACCUCUACAGCUGAACUCAGUCAGUUAGCGAAUGUCCCAC